Ostrinia nubilalis (European corn borer) is the source of this 942-nucleotide messenger RNA. RefSeq lists its product as uncharacterized. Lineage: Eukaryota; Metazoa; Arthropoda; Insecta; Lepidoptera; Crambidae. The transcript is spliced from 8 exons. The record is from RefSeq and is a predicted model, not a curated record. Bases 1 to 873 code for a protein of 290 amino acids.
AUGACGCUGGACGUGUCGCGGCGCUACUGGCGCUGCUGCGGCACUAGCGACAGCGCGCAGGCCUACGACAAGCGCGUGCACACGGCGCAGCACCAGCUGCUCGCCGUGCCCACCAUGACGCUGGACGUGUCGCGGCGCUACUGGCGCUGCUGCGGCACUAGCGACAGCGCGCAGGCCUACGACAAGCGCGUGCACACGGCGCAGCACCAGCUGCUCGCCGUGCCCACCAUGACGCUGGACGUGUCGCGGCGCUACUGGCGCUGCUGCGGCACUAGCGACAGCGCGCAGGCCUACGACAAGCGCGUGCACACGGCGCAGCACCAGCUGCUCGCCGUGCCCACCAUGACGCUGGACGUGUCGCGGCGCUACUGGCGCUGCUGCGGCACUAGCGACAGCGCGCAGGCCUACGACAAGCGCGUGCACACGGCGCAGCACCAGCUGCUCGCCGUGCCCACCAUGACGCUGGACGACAUAAAGAAACUCCUCCCUGAAGAUACACCCGCAUCGUCCCCUGCGGAAGCACGUGCGUGCGCUGUCAGCGAGCUACGCGCACGUGUAGCGGAGCGGAGACGUGCGUUAGCGCUGGCUCGGCUGGCGGCCGACGCGGCAUUGUACUUGCUAUGGGCACAUCUGAGAGUGUUCCUGCGACUUGCUGCACCCUCUGACGAUCACUCAUUAACGCUGGGCAGCGCGUGGCGCGGCGCGGGCGGCGACGAGCUGGUGGAGCUGCGCAAGGGACUCGUGGGCGUGUUCAGCGACCGCUUCACCGACGACCUGCUCGACAACGCCAAGAACCAGCCAGCCGCACAGCGCAGUUUCCUCGAAGUGCUCCUGAAAGACAUCAAGAGCAUGAUCCAGUUCUCGCCGCUGUAAUACAGCACUAGUUAUUGCUAAUCAAUUCCGUUUACUAAUUAUGAAUAAAUAAAUUGAUAUUUUUCCAAA